This is a messenger RNA of Linnemannia hyalina, 909 nucleotides long. The record is from the annotation of a GenBank genome assembly. Lineage: Eukaryota; Fungi; Mortierellomycota; Mortierellomycetes; Mortierellales; Mortierellaceae.
AUGCCAGAAUCAACUUCACCCAUCCUACCAACUAACACCCUCAUCAUCACCAACCUCGAGGUGCCCCAUUUCGAGAAGGAGACCAUGCUCAAGCUCAAGGUCAAGGCAGAGGCCUUUGGCGAUAUCUUUUACUUUGCUCCCAUCAGGUCGUUCUACAGAGUCUUUGUCGUCUACAAGGCCACCUUUGAUGCCCAACGCGCCAAGGCUGCCCUUCACAACACCACUUUUGAAGGAUCCACUAUCCUCGUCUACUUUGGCCAGCACACAGAGACGGUCAUCGAUCCUGCAUCUCGCUACCUGCACCCCCCAGAGCUCGAAAAGAACUGGCUCAUCUCUCCACCAGGCUCACCCCCAAUCGGAUGGUCCCAGGUCCGCGAAGACCCUCCCAACUCCCUGCACUUAGCCGACGAUCUCGUAAAGGCUUUGCUCGAGAUGGGCCAGCCCGUUUACCAACUCCCAAGACCUGAUGGCUCCUUUGCUGACAGAUCUCAUCUCUUUGAAACCGAAAUCGAGGACUUCUCAUUGGACGAUCCACACCUUCAAGAGAGUGCUGCAGAAAACACCGGCUCGGGAUCAGGAACAAAGGAAACGGAUGAUUCUAUCAGCGUCAAGAGCAGUGGCAGCGCAAGUCAACUGCAUCAACAGAUCUUGGACCUCAAAAUCGAUACCCAGUCGUCAUCCGCUCGAUCGGGUUCACCCAACUCGACGCACACUCCAGCGUCAUCCCUGUUCCCUCCAGCAACACCUACUGUCUUGGCAUUCUCGCCCGCGAAGGAGUCAGAGGGAGACCAACCGUUUAUUACAGUUCAGGAUUGGGGUGUUCAAGGUGAUAGCGUUGCAGCACCCACACCUCUGAAGCGCCGCGGAUCCAUCCCCAAGACUGUCUUCCCUAUUGGACCUGCGCACUAG